Molecule: messenger RNA, 645 nt
Organism: Penicillium maclennaniae
Lineage: Eukaryota; Fungi; Ascomycota; Eurotiomycetes; Eurotiales; Aspergillaceae
Product: trihydroxytoluene oxygenase
Exons: 2
Coding region: 1-645 (214 amino acids)
Biological process (GO): L-methylmalonyl-CoA metabolic process
Cellular component (GO): mitochondrion
Molecular function (GO): methylmalonyl-CoA epimerase activity
Source: RefSeq, a predicted model, not a curated record
AUGGACCCGGACGGAUUUCCCGUCAAUGUGAUAUUUGGCCAAGAAAGACGCCAGGAUGCCCCAACAGUUCCUACCAACAAGUUGAAGGCCAACUUCCCAAUCGAGAAGCAGAGGCUUCGCCAGUUCAACCGCUUCGAACCUGGCCCCGCGGCUGUGCACAAAUUGGGUCACUUUGGCUACUCCACGACACGUUUCGAGGAGCUUCUCUCAUUCUACACCACCCAUUUCAACAUCGUUCCGACAGACCUGCUUUACAUGGAGAUCGAGGGCCAUAAAGUGAAUGUGACCACAUUUAUGCAUCUGGACCUGGGUCAAGGCCAUACGGACCAUCACUCGUUCUUCAUCGGCGCCAGUCAAACUUCGUCUCAUGUUCAUCAUUGCUCAUUUGAGGUCUUUGACUAUGAUACUCAGCACCUAGGACAUCAAUGGCUUGCUAGAAAGGGCUACAAAUCCGUCUGGGGCGUGGGCCGGCAUAUUCUGGGGUCCCAAAUCUUUGACUAUUGGUGGGACCCGGCUGGAAACAUGGUUGAGCACUACGCUGAUGGUGACCUGGUCAAUGAGGACACUCCAGUUGGCAUUUUGCCGGCGGGUCAUGAGUCCUUGGCGAUCUGGGGUCCUGAGGUUCCAUUGGCUUUCCUGCAGUAG